CUGUUCCCCUCCCACCUCCCCGCCCCCCGCCUGCGUCGGCCUCGCCCUCUCAACUCUCAAGUCUCGACUCACCGCGCCACACCACACCACACCACAAGCCCCAGCUCGCCCGUUCGCGCCGCUACAGUCCCCCCCGCGCGCCUCUCCUCCUCGUACUGCCGCCGCGCGCGCCCGCCGGUCCGCUCCCCCGCUCGCUCGGCCCGCGCGAGCCCGGAGCCUGGUGGCGGCGGCGGAGGUGGGGGAUUCGGAUUGGGAGCCCGGGCGCGGCGGGGUCGCUCGCCCCACCCCACGAGGCAGGGAGAUCGGGGCGCGCGCGGGUGCCCGCAGCUCUCGCCGGGCUCGGUUCCGCGGGAUCGCUCCGGCGCGGUGCGGCCCAUGCCGUGAGUGAAGUCCUGGCUUUGCCGCCCGGGGGAGAGAUCUUGCCGCCACAGCAGCAGCAGCCGCAGCCGCCUGAAGCCGGUGCUCCGGCGGCCGAGGCCGACCGGCGCCCGCCACCGACCGCCAUGGCUGGCAGCGACGAGGUCAACCGCAACGAGUGCAAGACGGCGGUGCCGAUCCACACAUGGGUGCUCAUCUCCAACUUCAAGCUGGCCUACAACAUGCUCCGGCGGGCGGACGGCACCUUCGACCGCGACCUCGCCGAGUACCUCGACCGCCGCGUGCCGCCCGACGCGCGCGCCCAGGAGGGCGUCUCCUCCUUCGACCACGUCAUCGACCCGUCCGUCGGCCUCGAGGUCCGCAUCUACCGCGCCGCCGCCACCAACGCCGCGGGCGCAGGCGCCGCCGCGGUCACGCUGCCCAUCCUCGACUUCCUCACCGGCGCGCCGUCCCCGGACCCGUUCCCCGUCAUCCUCUUCUUCCACGGCGGCAGCUUCGCGCACUCGUCGUCCAGCACGGCCAUCUACGACAACCUGUGCCGCCGGUUCGUGAAGCUGAGCAAGGGCGUGGUGCUGUCCGUCAACUACCGGCGCGCCCCCGAGCACCGGUACCCGUGCGCCUACGACGACGGCUGGACGGCGCUCAAGUGGGCCAUGUCGCAGCCCUUCCUCCGCAGCGGCGAGGGCGCCCAGCCCCGCGUGUUCCUCUCCGGCGACUCCUCCGGCGGCAACAUCGCCCACCACGUGGCCGUCCGCGCCGCCGACGCCGGGAUCAGGAUCUGCGGCAACAUCCUGCUCAACGCCAUGUUCGGCGGCUGCGAGCGCACCGACUCGGAGCGGCGGCUGGACGGCAAGUACUUCGUCACGCUCCAGGACAGGGACUGGUACUGGAAGGCGUACCUGCCCGAGGACGCCGACCGGGACCACCCGGCGUGCAACCCGUUCGGGCCGAACGGGCGGCGCCUCAGGGGGCUCCCCUUCACCAAGAGCCUCAUCAUCGUGUCGGGCCUGGACCUCACCUGCGACCGGCAGCUGGCCUACGCCGAGGGCCUCCGGGAGGACGGCCACCAUGUCAAGCUCGUGUACCGCGAGAAGGCCACCAUCGGCUUCUACCUGCUGCCCAACACAGACCACUACCACGAGGUCAUGGAGGAGAUCGCCGACUUCCUCAGGGCUAACCUCCUCUAGUACAUACACCAACCAACCACAGCUGCUCAUCUGAUCAUCACACUCCACUCCACUCCACUCCACUUGUUAUAGCAAGAUGGUAAGCUUGACUUAUACUAGUAGUUCUGUCGUCUCGUCGUAUACUGCUGCUGCUGCUGCUUGGGGAUCAUCAUCGUCUGAAUUCCGGCCAUGGCAAGUGCACUGGAAGGACAACCUCCUCUGCUUCUGAUAAAAAGCUCAAACCAACCAUGGCAACUUUUGUUUCCCCCCUCGUCGUCGUCGUCCGCUGAAAGAAAAACCGUCUGCUGCUGAUCGCGAAGCCCUGCGUCCCUGGUUGAUGGAGAGAAGCCUAUUAUUUCGCCUUCAAUCACCCUCCGGCUCGUCCCCGGGGGCAAAUUCAUCUAACAUUCUGUGUACAGUGAUGAACUGAUGAUGGAUCAACAAGGCGGCGUGUGGUCUUUUUGUUGCUCGUUUGAUGUAGUGGCUCUCUCUCUCUCUCUCUCUCUCUCUCUCUCUCUCUCUCUCUCUCUCUCUCUCUCUCUCUCUCUCUCUCUCUCACUCUCUCUUGGAUUAUUGGAUGGUGCCUACGCGUACCCUCAACCUAUAUCUAUCUUCCCAUGUUUUGUGAAACAUAUGUGAUGUUUCCAAUCUCAGGCUAGUAGUAGUGGUAGUAGCAGAGGCACAAGAGAUGUACCCUCUCCCCAUCCUAACUGCUGGUCUGGCCCGGCCCUGUCGUCUCUCCUUGAUGUCCUCUAAUCCUUUCUGUACACAACCAACGCCGCUGAAAGAAAAAACUGCUGCCAAAAUGUGUUGCAA
Messenger RNA from Panicum virgatum (switchgrass), 2360 nucleotides. Its product is annotated as gibberellin receptor GID1. Lineage: Eukaryota; Viridiplantae; Streptophyta; Magnoliopsida; Poales; Poaceae. The record is from RefSeq and is a predicted model, not a curated record. The coding region runs from base 504 to 1565 and encodes 353 amino acids. The transcript is spliced from 2 exons. Gene Ontology annotation, cellular component: nucleus; cytoplasm. Gene Ontology annotation, biological process: positive regulation of gibberellic acid mediated signaling pathway; floral organ morphogenesis; raffinose family oligosaccharide biosynthetic process. Gene Ontology annotation, molecular function: gibberellin binding; hydrolase activity.